CAAGAGAUUUCAUUAUCGGUCAAACUUAAAUAAUGACGUUGGGCAAUUCAUUUUGAAAAUUUGUUUGUCGCAUUCCUCCCGAAGCAAAUAAUCUUGAUCGACAAGCAGCUCCACCAAGGCGAUUGGAAUUCUGAUCUCUGCAAUCUCCAAAGGAGCGAAUGCAUCAAAUUCAGAUGUCUACGACGAGUAACAGGAGAAUUUUUUCGCAAAUACAAAUCAAAUCAAUACAUGGAAUAGUUUCAAUCUUUAAAAGAAAGGGCAAAACAGCUAAGCUGAAUUGAAUAUUGUUCUAUUCUCAAAACACAACUACUUCGAAUCCAGACAAUGUCAGACGACGCAGGGCACGAUGUGGAGAGCUUCUGGAAAAAUCCGGUGAGUAAAGAGAGAAUAUUUUUCAUUGACUCAGUGGAUUCAGAAGAAUUUCGUCUCUUUUGUUGGGCGAUGGAACGAGCCUUUAUUGUUGGAAUGGACAGCGAGUGGAAGGCAUCCUUUCUUUCGAAGUCAAGCAGGACGCCUAGAGUCUCUAUUUUCCAAAUUGCUUGUCGAAUAUAUGAUUAUGAUGAGCACAUUUCAGAAGCCGAUGGUCAGAGUAAAGAGGUUAGGGUUUCAGUGGAAGAGCGCUUUGAUGGGUUUACUGAGGGCUUUGAUGUCUCGAGAGAUGUGCAAAAUUUCGUGCCAACAAUUGAAGAGGCCAAAUGGAGAAGAAAGUUGUUCGGAGAAUUCGGCAAUGGCGACGAUCGCAGAGUACAGGAAUUGAUUUUUUUGUUGGACUUGCUGGUGCUCCCACUUUCGUCAUUUGGGAAGACGUUAAGAUCUGUUCUUAUUUCAGUGGACACACUCAAGUUGGGUUUCAAGUUUAAACAAGAUUUGAUGUAUUUGGCUGGGACUUUCUCCUCAGAAGAGGCUUAUUCUUUCUUUUCCAUGGUAGAUCCUUAUAUAGAUAUUGGGAAAAUUUACAAUUAUUUACAAAAUCAUGAUUUGUGGUCACUAAACAAAGGGAGGAAUAAAAUGCUGAUUCAACAAAGCAAAGGCUUAUCGUCAAUAUGUGAGGAAGUGCUUGGUUUCAAACUUUCAAAGGAUCUUCAAUGCAGUGAUUGGGAGAAAAGGCCUCUAAUGGAUGAACAAAUAGCAUAUGCUGCUGCAGAUGCAUAUUGCCUAAUUAGGAUUUUCGAUGUUGUACAUCAAAAGCUUCUUGAUUUGGACCAAGGAGGUACAGCUCAAGAUGAGAUCACUGAUUCAAGCGUCUCCACUACAAUUAUUGGAUUAAGAGAAUUACUUUCCUUUCCAUGCCAUAAUGGAAAUAAACAUAUUUUGAGAGCAAAGUUUGGACUUGCAGCUGAUAUAGUUAAGGAAACUAUGAAAGGAUCCUUAUCAAUGGCUUCACUUUCUUAUUUGAAUUAUAAAAGAAUAAAGAUCAUUCCUUUCUAUAAGCCCAUUUCAAAAAUUGCACAAAUUAUUGGGGAAAGAAUAUUGUUGAGUGAAUGUGAGAGCAAAGCAAGAUUCAGUACCCGGAAGAGGAGAAGUCGGAGAUUUCGAACAAGUGAGAGUACCAAUGCAGAAACAAUAGAGAGAUAUAGUGAAUGGAAAGGACCUCCACCAUGGGACCCAGCACUUGGUGGUGAUGGAAUUCCUAGAUUUCUUUGUGAUGUUAUGGUUGAAGGUCUGGCAAAGCAACUUCGCUGUGUUGGUAUUGAUGCUGCCACUCCAUCUUUCAAGAAGGCUGAUCCAAGGCAACUGCUAGAGCAAGCGCACACAGAGAAAAGGGUGCUCUUGACCCGUGACACUAAACUUUUGAGACGUAAUCUUAUACCCAAUAACCAAGCAUAUAGAGUGAAGAAUCUUGCCAAGCAAGAACAGCUACUUGAGGUCAUUGAAAUAUUCAAUCUGCAAAUAACUGAGUACCAACUUAUGUCUAGAUGUAUCAAAUGCAAUGGAAAGUUCAUUGAAAAGUCACUCACAAGAAAUGAAGCUAUAGAAGCUGCCACAUCUGAACAAGUGAUUCCAGAGUGUUUGAUAGAUCUUGAUUUAGAGUUUUGGCAAUGUGCAGACUGCCAACAAAUAUAUUGGGAGGGCACUCAAUACCACAAUGCGAUUCAGCAAUUCUCUAAUAUUUGCAAAGUUAAUGAUUGAAUUAUGAUAUUGAAUGUUAACUCAAUCUUCUCUUACAAAGACUUGGGAAACCUAUCAAUAUGCAAUUUAUUUGUAAGUGCAACUACAUUUCUCCAAGAGAAUGAUUGAAGUGAGCCCUACAUUUUGUUGGUCAUAAAUUAAGCAAGGAAACUUAACCCAUUAAUCCAAGGGCAACAGUCAAACCUUGUAUUAGCUCCUCCAUGCAUGGUGUAGGCAUAUUUUGAAGGAAUUUAAAAUGCCAUGUGUUUUGUGAUGGUAUCUGGAUCAUCUAAACUACGGAUUUUUUUCUACUUUUAGUUUUGCAACCUUCAUUUCAUCAUCUUUGUGCUGAACAUGAUCCCUGAAUAUGUAGGCAAGGUCAUGCUGAAGGUUUACUGGUUUAACAGACAUACAAUAGGCAGUUUCUUGCAUUUAACUGUCAAAAUUAUUGGAGGACAAUACUGAAUUCAUGCUAUAAUAGGGUUUCUGCUUUUGGAGUAGCAAGAUUUUGAAAACUUAAGCUGUGCGGUUGAAAGCUUAAAUGAUAAUUAUGUAUUAAUGAUUUUUUUGGUUGUUUGA
Messenger RNA from Cryptomeria japonica (Japanese cedar), 2688 nucleotides. RefSeq lists its product as uncharacterized. Gene Ontology annotation, molecular function: nucleic acid binding; 3'-5' exonuclease activity. The record is from RefSeq and is a predicted model, not a curated record. Gene Ontology annotation, biological process: nucleobase-containing compound metabolic process. The transcript has 8 exons. Lineage: Eukaryota; Viridiplantae; Streptophyta; Pinopsida; Cupressales; Cupressaceae. Bases 325 to 2130 code for a protein of 601 amino acids.